AUGUUCAGAUUUCUUGGGAAACUAAUUAAACAGACUCCUAAAGAAUGUUUGUUGCAUGACCACUAAAAAUUCCCAAAUAUAUUGGCUAAUGAAUAUUGCCAAAGUUGUGAACAAAAGUUUUGUUACAUGUGUGGCAAUGAACAUAUUCGUAAACAUCAUCCAGUGAGAGUUAGCCUUCAUUCUCAUGCCAAUAUGAAUAUGGAACAUAAUGAAUACUUGACAGAGAAGGACAAAUUAAAUUUAGAGACAUUAAGAGCAUUUAACACAGGAUCAUUAAUUUAAUUGGACAUAAACAAAUUGCAAUGUAUAUGUGGCAAGCCAGCUGAUGAAAAUACAGCCAUUUGUGCAGCUUGCGGCAGUGCCACAUGUUCAUAAAAAUGCCAUCAAGAGUUGGAGCAUUAAGAUAAAUGCAAAUUUCAUCAUAAUUUCACAGAGAAAGCAGAGUUAGUAUCUCUUAGAUCAAUUUUGCUAAAGAAUGCUUAUUUUCUCUUUGAUAGAGGAUAUGCAUAAGGCACUGUGUUUGGCAGAACUUCCUAAAAUUUCAUAUCUGCAAUGCUCACAAACCAAAGGUCAUCAAUAUUUUUACAAAGAGGAUUUAGGCAGUAUGGAAAUCCUGAGAUUUAAACACUAAAUGCAAUGGAUAUUGUAAAAGGGGCUGAUCUCGAUAAGGAAGUACAUUUAAUGAGGGCUUGUCAAUGCAAAUGUUCAACUUGUAAAAGUCUUGGUUAUCACCCUAUGCAUGUUUGCUAAUUGGUUUGUAAAUCGAGGGAUUUAUUUAUCUAUCGAUCCUAUGAUGAAGAAAAUCCUAUUGAAAAAAAGGAAACAUGUGAAUGCUAAUGUAAAUUUUGUUCAUCUGGCCAAACUGUUUUAUCACACAAGAAAAUAGAUUGUUGUUUAAAGUGUGAAUUUAAAUAAAAUGUUGAUUUUUGAAUAAAAUUGUAUAUCCAAUAGUAAAUAAUAAUUUAAUA
Paramecium tetraurelia is the source of this 968-nucleotide messenger RNA. RefSeq lists its product as uncharacterized. The record is from RefSeq and is a predicted model, not a curated record. The transcript is spliced from 5 exons. NCBI's taxonomy places the organism in Eukaryota, Ciliophora, Oligohymenophorea, Peniculida, Parameciidae.